AUGCCAAAGGACGAUCCAGAAACUGCGGCCCUUAAAAAAGAAUUGGCGGAUCUCAUAGCUAAAGCUAAGGCUGAACAAGAAAAAGUCGCAGAUGCAAAACUUGCUGAAAAAUGUGGUGACAUGAGCGAUAUACCUAAGAUUCGUCUCAUCACUAAGAAAACCCUAAAAGGUCACAUUAAUAAAGUUAAUUCUGUCCACUACAGUGGGGAUUCAAGGCACUGUGUAACAGGCUCCCUUGAUGGAAAGUUAAUUAUCUGGGACACGUGGAGUGGCAACAAAGUGCAGGUGAUACCGCUGCGCUCGGCGUGGGUUAUGAGCGUCGCUUUUGCACCCUCUGGAAACUUUGUCGCUUGCGGUGGAAUGGAUAACAUGUGUACCGUAUACGAUGUGAACAACCGUGAUGCUACGGGCUCUGCCAAAAUGGUGCGCGAACUUGCUGGCUACGAGGGUUUCCUAAGUAGCUGCCGGUUCCUUGACGACACUCAUAUCCUCACUGGCUCUGGAGAUAUGAAAAUAUGCGUCUGGGACUUGGAAGUAGGUAAAAGGGAGGUGGAAUUCGACGCUCACGCCGGGGACGUGGUCACUAUUUCGUUGUCACCAGAUAUGAAAACUUAUGUAACUGGAUCGGUUGAUAGAACUUGUAAACUCUGGGACGUGCGUGCGGAAAAGGCAAAGCAAACCUUUUUUGGGCAUGAAGCUGACGUGAACAGUGUUUGUUAUCAUCCUAGCGGACAAGCAUUCGCUACUGCGUCAGAGGAUAAAACGGCUCGUUUGUUCGACAUCCGUAGCGACCAGCAACUCGGCCAUUACACACCCCCUGGCUCUAGCGGUUUUACAAGCUGUGGUCUGUCCGUUAGCGGGCGGUAUCUGCUUGCUGGUUCGGAUGACAAUACUGUGCAUUCUUGGGACACUAUGAAAGUCGCUCAUACGGGUACGUUGAAUGGACAUGAGAAUAGAGUGACAUCAAUUUCUCUAGCGCCUAGCGGCAUAGCACUUGCUAGCUGCUCCUGGGACCAGAGUGUACGAGUUUGGGGC
This is a messenger RNA of Brenthis ino (lesser marbled fritillary), 1035 nucleotides long. NCBI's taxonomy places the organism in Eukaryota, Metazoa, Arthropoda, Insecta, Lepidoptera, Nymphalidae. The record is from the annotation of a GenBank genome assembly.